Messenger RNA from Mesitornis unicolor (brown roatelo), 501 nucleotides. RefSeq names its product elongation factor 2-like. Gene Ontology annotation, molecular function: translation elongation factor activity; ribosome binding; GTP binding. Gene Ontology annotation, cellular component: cytosol; ribonucleoprotein complex. Gene Ontology annotation, biological process: translational elongation. The record is from RefSeq and is a predicted model, not a curated record. NCBI's taxonomy places the organism in Eukaryota, Metazoa, Chordata, Aves, Mesitornithiformes, Mesitornithidae.
UGUGAGGAGAACAUGCGUGGUGUGCGUUUUGAUGUGCACGAUGUCACCUUGCACGCUGAUGCCAUCCACCGUGGAGGUGGGCAGAUCAUUCCAACUGCCAGGAGAUGCCUGUACGCCUGUGUGCUCACCGCUCAGCCCAGGCUCAUGGAGCCCAUCUACCUUGUGGAGAUCCAGUGCCCAGAGCAGGUGGUGGGUGGCAUCUACGGUGUGCUGAACAGGAAACGUGGCCACGUGUUUGAGGAGACCCAGGUGGCUGGCACCCCCAUGUUCGUGGUCAAGGCGUACCUGCCCGUCAACGAGUCCUUUGGUUUCACACUGAAUUUGAGGCCCAACUCAGGGGGCCAGGUCUUCCCCCAGUGUGUCUUUGACCACUGGCAGAUCCUGCUGGGGAAUCCUUUUGACAGCGCCAGCUGCCCCUGCACUGUGGUGAAUGAGACCUGCAAACACAAAGAACUGAAGGAAGGCAUCCCUGCUCUCGACAACUUCCUUGACAAACUCUGA